This is a messenger RNA of Rhipicephalus sanguineus (brown dog tick), 3628 nucleotides long. Its product is annotated as myotubularin-related protein 4. Lineage: Eukaryota; Metazoa; Arthropoda; Arachnida; Ixodida; Ixodidae. The transcript is spliced from 15 exons. Bases 153 to 3407 code for a protein of 1084 amino acids. Gene Ontology annotation, biological process: regulation of autophagy; dephosphorylation. Gene Ontology annotation, molecular function: metal ion binding; phosphatidylinositol-3,5-bisphosphate 3-phosphatase activity; protein phosphatase binding. The record is from RefSeq and is a predicted model, not a curated record.
UGUUGUGAUGUGACGUAACUCAUGGACCGCAAUCGAUUUUCUGCUAGGGCCCUAUUUACGUCAUGAUAAUCAGCAAAAUUAUAAGUACUGUGAGUAGAGAAUUCAGUUUGCCUUCUCACAUCUGAGCUUCUUGACGUUUAAGGGUCCUUGGCAUGGAGGCCGGGGAAGGGUCCCUGCCCAUCGACGAUGGAGGUGGCAACCCGUCGAGUUUCCUAAACCUGAGUGGGAGCGAGGCGUACCCCAAACGGGCAUUGGUGUCGGACGACCCGUCUCUGGUUGUGCCAUUCCCGUGCCUGCCUGGCGAAGCGGUGGAGUUCCUGGGCCGCUCGACGCAAGGCGUUGUGGCUCUCUCGUCGUACCGCUUCUUUUUGGCAGGUCCCGAUCAGCAGCUGAACCUUCCCCUCGGACUACUAGAGGCAGUCGAGUGUCGUGACAUCUUUUACCUCCACCUAAUCUGCAAGGAUGCCCGCUCUUUCAGGUGUUCGUUCGCCACAAAUGAAGACUGUCAGAAGUGGCACAAGCGCCUCACCAAUGCAAUCCAGUUGCCGAAUCGGCUGGACGACCUGUUUGCCUUCCGUUUCUACCUCUACUGCCGUGAAGAACGUUUCGACGACCUUUUUUCCUUUCUAAAGAGUGAUAGGCCAAGUUUAGACAAAGACACUUCCCUCUUGCACCAAGAAUGCAAACGUAUGGGCUUUGACACAGACCUCGGGGGCACAUGGAAGAUCACUAGCAUCAAUGAAAAAUUCAAAUUUUGCAGCAGCUACCCGCGCUACUUAAUCGUGCCCGCUUCAGUACCGGAUCAGGAUCUUGAGACAGUGGCCAGUUUUCGGUACUCUCGGAGGAUUCCCACAGUUGUUUGGAGGCACCACUUGUAUGGCACAGUGAUAGCACGCUCGGCACAGCCGGAGGUUGGCUGGCUGGGCUGGCGGAGCCCUCAGGAUGAGACCCUGAUCCAGGCCAUAGCAGAUGCCUGUAGCAUCGACCCAGGCCCCGCCAUCUGUAACGGACUUGACAGCCUGCCCGACGACCAGAGGCUUGACUCUGAUGCAUCCGACUUGUCUCUACUGAACGGUGGUCUGACUGCCAGCAUGCACUUCGAGCCACGGCCGGCACCACAGCGCAAGAUGCUCAUCCUCGAUGCUCGUUCCUACACUGCUGCUGUGGCCAACCGAGCCAAGGGCGGUGGCUGUGAGUGCCCCGAAUACUACCCCAACUGCGAGGUGCAGUUCAUGAGCUUGGCCAACAUCCACACAAUCCGCAAGAGUUUUCAUGCAGUGCGUGCCCUCUGCUCCUCUACAGCUGAUCAGUCUUGCUGGAUGUCGACCUUGGAGUCCAGCAAGUGGCUGCACCACCUGUCAGGUUUGCUGAAGGCUUCGCUCGUUGUCGCCAACGCCGUCGACCUGGAACGGCGACCGGUGCUGGUGCACUGCUCGGAUGGUUGGGAUCGCACGCCUCAGAUUGUUGCCUUGGCCGAACUUAUUUUGGACCCCUACUACCGCACUACUGAUGGCUUCCAAGUGCUGGUGGAAAAGGAGUGGCUGGAGUUUGGGCACAAGUUUGGAGAUCGUUGCGGCAACAGUGCCACGGCCGACGACCUGGGCGAGCGCUGCCCGGUAUUCCUUCAGUGGCUUGACUGUGUGCAUCAGCUGCUGGCACAAUUUCCGUGUGGCUUCCAGUUCAACCAGCAGUAUUUGGUCAGGCUGGCACAGCACACUUACUCAAGCCUGUUUGGAGAUUUCCUGGGAAACAGCACCAUGGAACGGCAGCAAGAGGCAGUAGCCACAAGAACCUUCUCGGUUUGGACCUUCCUGAAGGCCAGGCCAGAACAGUAUUUCAACCAUCUCUACAGCCACACAGACCAGGUCCUGAGGCCUCGGUGCCAGGUGCGAGAUCUGCACUUCUGGAGCGAGGUGUAUCUGCAGCCAUCUACAGGACUGUUGUCACAAGGUCCGCCUUCCACACCUCCAUCGGAGGCCCCGGAACCAGCAGAGGAGACACCGCCCGAACCAGCCGGCAGCGGCGACACGUCGUCAAACCUCGUCAAGACCAAGUCCGUGGAUUCUCUGUUUGCAGGCAGCCAGUCUGAGCAGUCGCCACCGCCCGAAAAGCACCAGCGGCGGCUGAGUGACCCGAGCCUAAAGGGUCUGCAGUCGGAACUGCACAGCGGGCACGACGAGAUGGCCACCCCAUUGGCUCAUCGGCGCAGCCUGAGCAACGGAGCCCUGAAUGGCAGCCACGAGGAGGUGCGAGCGGAUGCCAAAAGCUCGCCAGUUGCAGCAGAUCCAGCCCAACAAAGUGCACAACAGACUGAGCCACAGCAGCAGCAACACGCGGUGUCCUCUAUCGAGGAUUCAACCGACACACUUGUCAGUGAAGUUGGUGAAACGUGCCCCUCAGCCAUGGCAGAGGCUGUGGAAGCGCAAGUUGAAAAGGACAGUGAAAAAGAAGCCCCUGUCACCGCAGAGGUGAUGAUGUCGUCCGCUCUGUCGCGGCAGACGCACCUCCUCAGCAACACGGCCAGCACAAGUACGACGGACAUUAGCAGUUCGGCCGUGUACGUGUUCCCCGAGGUUGCCGGGGAAGACCUGCCAUCCAACAAGUGCCCAUACUGGCUGUCGCAUAAGAACGGUGAGACCAUGCUGGCUGCGGCCCGCAGCUCUCUGGCACGUGCAGCAGCCAUCAAUGGCCGGGGUUCCCAUUACUCUACGCCCCUGCACUCUAGAACUCCCAGUUCCGGCUAUCCAGCUACUCCCUGUGAUGACAGGCUCCUGCUGGAUCCUGUGGCAUCCAGAACAACUGCGGCCCCCUUGCAGCAGCAGCAGCAGUUUGAUGUGGACGGAUUGGCAUGCCCUGUCGACGCUGUGCAACAAAGGUUGCACCAAAUGAUUCUAGAAAAUGAGGCAAAAAUAGAAAGUCUAGAAAACGAACUUCGCAGGGUCAGGCACGCACUAGAGCGCUCUCUUCACGUCAACGGCAAAGAGGCAUUGGAGUCUCUAGAGGACGCUCCGCUUGGGUUGGACUGCAGCGGGGAUCCUCCGUGGGGCGGGUGCCAGGACGGUAGCAGCUCGUCGGAGUUGAGCUGGGAGCAGGUGGACGAACGCGAUGCCCGCGCCACACUCUGGGUGCCGGACCACGCGGCCUCACACUGCAGGGGCUGCAAUGCCGAGUUUUGGAUUGGGCGGCGCAGGCACCACUGCAGGAACUGCGGCCACGUGUUUUGCAACCCCUGCGCGAGCCAGCUGCACCCUGUUCCUCACGAGCAGCUGUACCAGCCGGUUCGCGUGUGUGGCACGUGUUUCGAGGCACUGCGCAGCCGCCCCUGCCGCCCGUCCGCUCUGGUCCCCGCAAACUCCCACAACGAGCGGCUGCUGGCCAAGGCACAGCUCGCCGCGGCUUCCACAUAAGACAGGACGACGAGAGCGUGUGCACACCCGCACGUAUCGUGCGAGCCGGCUCUUGGCGCAUGGAUGGCGUUUCACAUCUGCCUGCCCUCACCAUCCCACCCCGCGUUUCACCAUUCUCAUUCGCCCGCGACGCAAGAUGCGAGACGCUUGGGAAUACAAGCGCAGGAAGAGGGAGGCGCACCAGCGUGUCUAGUUUUUCCGUGAUGGGAGUGGAAACGAAG